AACUCUUACUACAUUCCGCUUCGCACGAAAUGCCCGAUGCGUUGCCGGCUCAUCCUGUCACUUGCCAUCUUCGCCGUCGCACUGCUCGCGCCCCGCACUGCCGGGGAGCCAUGGGUGAUGUGCGGAGAUGACUUCGGCACCUUUACGCUCCAGAGCAGGUACUACGCCAACCUCAUGCGCAUCAACGCCACCCUGCCCAGUAACGCCUCCGCGUCGCCGGACCUCUACGCCACCGCCGUGGACGUCGGCGCCGUCCCGGAGCAGGUCUCGGCCGUCGCGCUCUGCCGCGGCGACGUCGGCGCCGCGUCCUGCCUCAGCUGCCUCACCCAGGCCUUCGCCAACCUGGCGAACCUUUGCGGCAACACCAAGGACGCCACGAUAUACUACGACAGGUGCACCCUCAGCUACUCCAGCGUCCACUUCCUCUCCGACGGCGACGACCCCAGGCAGAUCCCGGCGUACACGGUGAACAACCUCGCCGGCAACGUCACGUCGGAGCCGGAGCGGUACAACCGCCUCGUCGCGGCGCUCGUGAACGCCACCGCCGACUACGCGGCGUACAACUCCACCCGGCUGUACGCGUCCGGGGAGGCCGACUUCAACAGUCAGUUCCCCAAGGUGUACAGCAUGGCGCAGUGCACGCCGGACCUGUCGCCGGAGAGGUGCCGGAGCUGCCUCGCCAAGAUCGUGUCGCAAGAAAUCGGGACGUACAAGGACACCAUCGGAGGCAGGACGAUGGCAGUCAGGUGCGCCUUCCGCGUCGAAACCGUGCCUUUCCUCAAUGGCACGAUGCUGGUCCGGCUGCGGCUACCUGCAGGGACAUCAGCUCCCUCUGAAUCGCCGGCUCCGGCACCGGCGGCCUUGGUCGAAAGGACGAGCAGGUGGAAAAUAGCUGUAUACGUUUCAGUGGCUACGUUUGCUGCCAUACUGACAAUUAUUGCGGCGUGCUUUAGUCGUUGGAGAAGAAUCACAAACACAGCAGCAAAACAACUACAACCACACACAACUAGUAGUGAAGAUAUUCAGAGCAUAGAUUCGCUUCUUCUCGAUGUGUCAGCACUACGUGUUGCAACAGAUAAUUUUGCUGAAGACAAAAGGCUCGGUGAAGGAGGAUUUGGUGUAGUUUACAAGGGAAUUCUACCUGAUGGUCAAGAGAUAGCAGUCAAGAGGCUCUCUCAGAAUUCUAGACAAGGAAUAGGAGAGCUGAAAACUGAGCUAGUAUUAGUGGCUAAGCUUAACCACAAGAAUCUUGUGAGGCUGGUUGGCGUUUGCCUCGAAAAACAUGAGAAUAUACUUGUGUAUGAAUACUUGCCAAAUAGAAGCCUCGAUAUCGUUCUUUUUGAUGCUCAGAAAAACAAAGAGUUACCCUGGGCAAUGAGAUACAACAUCAUAGAAGGGAUUGCUAGAGGUUUGCAAUAUCUUCAUGAAGAUUCUCAGAUGAAGAUAGUUCAUCGUGACCUCAAGGCAAGCAAUAUUCUUUUGGACUCUACUUAUAAUCCUAAGAUUUCUGACUUCGGCUUAGCAAAAAUAUAUGGAGGGGAUCGAUCACAUAUUAUCACGAAACGUAUUGCCGGAACACUUGGAUACAUGUCACCAGAAUAUGCGAUGCGCGGUCAAUAUUCGAUCAAGUCUGAUGUGUUCAGCUUCGGUGUGUUGGUCUUAGAAAUUGUCACCGGAAGAAGGAGCUAUGGCUCUUACGACUACGAGAAAGGCACUGACCUCAUAAAUGCUAUAUGGCAACACUGGAUUAGGGAGAAGGUCGUCGAAUUGAUUGAUCCAUCCCUGAGGAACAAUUCUCCCAUCGACCAGUUAUUAAAGUGCAUCCACAUCGGUCUAUUGUGUGUCCAAGAGAACCCUGCAGAUAGGCCGUUGAUGUCAGCAGUAAAUUUUAUGCUUAGCAGUAACACAGUCCAACUCCCUUCUCUGUCCAGGCCAGGCUUCUGCACCCAGGAGAUUUGUGCCAACUCAACCGAAGUAUCAUCAAAUGAACUGUCCAUCACAAAACUUGAACCCAGAUGACUGUUGACAUCUGAAUCAGUUGUUUGACACGCCCUCUAAAGUAAGCUACUAGAACUGAAGGUGUGCAUUGUGCGCCUAUCGGGGAGCUCAUAACUUGCUAAUGAUAAGAUGUUCUAGCAGACAAAAGGACAUGUCGCUACUGCAAUGCCAUCGACCAGUUGUUACAGAACCAUCAGGAACAUCCUAUCUGUAUCGGGCACUCUACAACCGGCACUAGAAUUCUGAUACUAUUAGGUCAUUCUCAAUGUAAGUUUAAUGGACAUAAUUACCUAGAAUGACAUGUCAUCUAAAAAUUUUUGAAAUUAGAAUAAAACACCCCU
Molecule: messenger RNA, 2339 nt
Organism: Oryza brachyantha (malo sina)
Lineage: Eukaryota; Viridiplantae; Streptophyta; Magnoliopsida; Poales; Poaceae
Product: cysteine-rich receptor-like protein kinase 6
Exons: 7
Coding region: 37-2019 (660 amino acids)
Biological process (GO): protein phosphorylation
Molecular function (GO): protein kinase activity; ATP binding
Source: RefSeq, a predicted model, not a curated record